This is a messenger RNA of Lachancea meyersii CBS 8951, 1875 nucleotides long. The record is from the annotation of a GenBank genome assembly. NCBI's taxonomy places the organism in Eukaryota, Fungi, Ascomycota, Saccharomycetes, Saccharomycetales, Saccharomycetaceae.
AUGUCUGGGCCCCUGUUGUACGCUCAAGUCAACAAUCGACUAGUAUUAAAACUAGCGUCCUCUUCCGGUGAAAAAGACCCGGUUCUUGCACUUGGUCCCACCGACCAGGACGUCAGCAUCGAAUCGCUAGACUCGUUUCCUUCUUCAGGCCAAAUUUCCAAAAUAGCAGGCCUGAUCGGGUGCAUUAAGCUUAAGAAUAACGCUUAUGCCAUCCUUGCUCGCAGGGUUGAAGAAUACGGCUCGUUGGCCGGCCACAGAGUGUUCAAAGUCGUGGAACACGCAGUCGUAGCACUCAACAAUUUGAGCAAAAAAGAUAAAGAUGAACAGCAGUAUUUGGCACUUUUGGAGCUGCAAUUGUCGAACUCGACCCUUUUCUUCUCUUACACGUACGAUUUGACGAACUCCGCGCAACGGAACGAAAAACUGGGCACCUACUCGUGGAAUAAGGCAGACACUCGUUUCUUCUGGAACCAUUUUGCCACACAAUCGCUGCAAAAACUGGCCGGUACAGACCAAAGAGCCGCUCGCUUUAUACAGCCCAUGAUUUACGGGUAUGCCCAUUUCAUCGAUUCGAACAUUCACAACACUCCAAUCACGAUCGGUCUUGUGACUAGAAGAAGCAGAUUUCGGGCUGGAACCCGGUACUUCCGCCGUGGAGUUGACGCAGAUGGCAAUGUUGCAAAUUUCAACGAGACAGAACAAUUUCUGGUGGUCAAAUCCGGCGGCCAGUCGGACCGUUGGGACUUUUUCGCGUUUCUGCAAACGCGAGGCUCUGUUCCGGUUUACUGGGGCGAGAUCAACAACCUCAAAUACAAGCCCAACCUUGUCUUGGGCCAAACCACCUCUCUGGACGCCACUGCCCGGCAUUUCGAGCAGCAGAAACAUCUUUACGGUGAGAACUACCUUGUAAAUUUGGUCAAUCAACAGGGACACGAGCUGCCGGUCAAAAAUGCUUACGAAUCUGCUGUUAGUGGUCUAAACGACCCCAAGAUCCACUAUGUGUAUUUUGAUUUCCACCAUGAGUGUCGGAAAAUGAAAUGGCAUAGAGUCAAGCUGUUGAUUGAUCACUUACAAAAAUUGGGCCUUGACCCAAGGGACGUGUUCCGAAAGACGGUUUCAAUGAAUGGUAGUACAAUUGAGGUUUUGAGAGAACAGAAAUCGGUUGUCCGCACCAACUGCAUGGACUGUCUAGAUAGAACAAAUGUUGUCCAAUCUGUGCUCGCUCAUUGGGUUUUGCAGCAAGAGUUUGUUACUGCGAACGUUCUUUCUCCUGAACAGCUAUGGGAACAAGACCUGAAACUUCUAGUACAGUUUCAGAGCUUUUGGGCCGAUAACGCGGAUAUGGUCAGUUUUGCGUAUUCCGGGACUGGCGCGUUAAAGACAGACUUCACAAGAACUGGUAAGCGUACCCGCUCUGGUGCUUUCAAUGACUUUUUGAACUCAGUGUCUCGCUAUUACCAAAAUAAUCUCACCGAUGGUCCUCGACAGGAUAGCUUUGACUUAUUUUUGGGCAAUUUUUCGCCUUCAGAUCUUGGAUACCAGUCCCCAUUUGCCGAUAGAAGACCAUUCCCAAUUCAAAUAAUACCCACCGUUAUCUGCGCCGCAUUGACUGUAAUUGCAGCCACCAUUUUUUUCCCCAAAAAUCAUUUUACUAGCUUCAAAAACCUGUCCUUCCUGUUUUUGUCUGGUGCUAUUGUGGGACUUUCUUUGAGAUUCAUUUUCAGAAAUGGUGAGCAAUUUGUCAACUGGCCUAGGUUCAGUGACCUAGGAUUCCUGGUCGCGGUUCAAACCCACAAUAAGGAGCGAGCUUUUAAAGGGAUCAAGUACGUUCAAAGCUCCGAGUUUUCAAGACCUGAAACUUCUAAAAAGGACUGA